Hypoxylon trugodes is the source of this 2894-nucleotide messenger RNA. RefSeq lists its product as uncharacterized. The coding region runs from base 671 to 2284 and encodes 537 amino acids. Lineage: Eukaryota; Fungi; Ascomycota; Sordariomycetes; Xylariales; Hypoxylaceae. The record is from RefSeq and is a predicted model, not a curated record. The transcript is spliced from 3 exons.
AGAGAACUUGAUUGCCCCUCCAAAUCUUUAAACUCAAUUCCAGUCGAAUCUUCUUAAACUUGUUAAAGUUUCUGUUUAAGUAAGACUUCUUUUUUCUUACUCGGCGAACAUCUUAUAUAUCUACGAAAAAGACAACCAUAAGCAUCAAUACCUUAUCCCCACAUACCCCUACCAUCCUAUCUUGCGCUGCUUGAUCAGGUUCAUCGAUCAGGUCAGUCCGCGACGGACAGAGUCGCAUUCAGGUCAUACGGCACCACUGCGUGUGCAAAUAACAAAUAAGAAAAAUAGAAAAGUAGGACUACCUACUUAGGUACUUACUUAGGUAGCAAGAUACGCGACUGAGGUUCGCCAAGGUGUGUUGCGCAGUGUGGUGGAUAUUGUUUAAGCCACUCACGAAAAAGAGGCCCCGCGCAUCUUCUAUUACCAUCGAUAUAAUACGCUGCUUUUCCGGACUGGCUCCCCUCCUGUCGUCAUAGCCCGAAGGUCCGCUGCAAGCGCUACAAGCCAUUGCCCAACAUCAUUACGUCGACAUCAUAUACCGCCAUCUUCUACAUUCUCCCAUCAGUUUCAAUUCUUGCGAAUAUCAUUUACUUAUUCAUUUAUUUGAUUUACUUCGUUUUAUUUUGUAAUAUCCUUUUUACUAUAUUAUACCAAUUAUACCAAUCAAGAAAUGUCGAAUAGAAGGUUGGUGGAUGAGGAUUUGGCCUACGGGGAGUCGUACGGCGGUGGUGGUGGUGGUGAGAGGUGGGACAGGAGUCGUUUCGCUCUUGAGAGCGACCGCAAUCGACCAGUUGCAGAAAGGGAUCGCUUCGAGGAACGCGACCGUUUAGUCACUCGCGGCCCGGGUGGAAGAAUCCGUGAAGCUUCCGUCGAUGAACGAUUUGAACGAAGACCACCGCGACCCUGGGAUGAUGAUUAUCCCCGCGAGAAAAGAUACUACGAUGAAGGCCCACGCUUUCGGCGCUCUCCGCCUCCCGAGGUAGAGCGCCUCGUCAUCGACCGCGAAAGAGACCGUGAACGAGAACGGGGCCGUGAAUUUCGCAUGCCAUCUCCCCCACGACGACCCGGACAAUUGAUACGUCGACAGUCGUCUCUCGACACAUUUGAUCGGCGCCCACCGCCACGAUUUUUCGAAAGGGAUGAAUAUGAACCCCGUCGCGAACCCCGCCCUGACCCAUACAAGGUCGUCCCUCUUCCGCGAUCAAGGGCUCUACCUCCACCAAGGAUAUAUGCUGAGCGAGACAUCGACGAAAUCAGGAUAUCCGAGCCCGAUCGCUACGGCGACGAUGAAUACCGUGCAUACCCCGAGCGCGUCCGUGAGAUGGAGGUGGUUAGAUCGAGAAGACGGCACGACUCGAGAGAUAGGCAUCGCGGCAGCGUCCGAAGUGGCAGUAUCGAUUCGGACGACUCGAGCAGUAGUAGCGGGGGCACUACCAUCACCGUCAAAAGUGCGAAAAGUGCUAAGAGUGUUAAAAGCACCAAGAGCGAGUACCCUAAGAAAGGAAAGACGAGGAUACCAGUCCGACUUGUUCACAAGGGGGCUCUCAUCGACCUGGGCUAUCCAUUCAUCGAAGAGGGUAAUGUCAUCAUCGUGCAAAAAGCUCUCGGACAGCAGAAUAUCGAUGACUUGCUGAAGAUAAGCGAAGAGUAUAAGAAAGCCGAUCAAGAGAUAUUUGCUGCUCGAUCGGUUCCUGGCGAUGUUGUUGAAGAAAGAAAAGAAGUCUUCACCAUUCCGCCACCGCCCGUAGCUGCACCACCUCCCCCGUCAAUCGUACAUACCGCAGCACCCGUCGUUUCUCCUCCGCCAGCACCUGUUGAGGUUGUCAAUCAGACAUUCAUCCGUGAGGCCUCACCUGCGCGCACUGCUCGUACCCAUCGCAGUCAUUCCACCUCCACUACACGCACGCCUGUUAUUAUCGAGCCGCGAGAAUAUCCAUACGAAUACAGUGAAGAAGUCCCCGUCGGACCCCUUGCAUUAAUCAGCGAUGACCGACGUCGUUCCGAUCGGGAAAUCAAGAUGGAAAUUGCACAGCUCGAAGCGGAGCGCGACCUCCUAAAGGCCGAGCGACGACACCACCAUCACUCCCACUCGCGACAUCGAUCUCACAGCCACAGUACCAACCGCGAAUUGGUAUCAGCCGAACGUCUACCAACCGGUGAACUCGUCUUGUACGAAGAACAAGUGGAGAAGGUCGAGGAGCCGCGGCGCGGGGUGCGCAUCGAGAAGGACAAGAAAGGUCCCCCACCUGGUUUGGUGAGAGCUAUGCUUGCGACUCUUACUUAGUCGCUUUAUUGUCUUUGCGAGGUGUUAAGUGUUCGAUGGCGAUGGCGAUGGCGAUGGCGCUAAAGGUUCAAAAGCGGACCACGGCCGCGAUUUCUAGCAGCCCCGGCUUCAGGUCCCAAUAUGGUUGCCAAAAACUAGUCUCGAUUUACAUCGAGCUUAUUGUUCACGAGAUUUUUUCAAUAUUGGUGUGUGGCGUUACAAUGCGUUUGUUUCACAUGUUUAUACUAUCAGGUAUACUAUCAGGAUGGGUCAAGGAAGCGUUUAGGUUGGGUACAAUUAAGCGCGAGGCUGGUCUCGUCUUUUGAUUCUAGUUAGAUCACAGGUACGAGGACCACGUUCGUCGAGCUGGAUUCAUUGGUUUGAUUAUCAUUCUAGUCGCAUUCUUCACAGGAUGGCUUCGUGAUAGUAGCGCGAGUCGUAACGACGUAACGACUUAAUGUUCAUGUUUUUUCCUUGACAGAUAAGCUAUUUAUAUACUUCAAUAUAUAUAUGUACUUAUCUCAUAUAUGGCAAGUCGCUUAUCUCGAGCGUGACGUCGCGCAAGGUAGAUUUACGAUCAUCUUCGUAACCCACAAUCCGAUACUAUCAAAGAGCUCCUACACCAAUUCCA